Molecule: messenger RNA, 1528 nt
Organism: Paramecium pentaurelia
Lineage: Eukaryota; Ciliophora; Oligohymenophorea; Peniculida; Parameciidae
Source: the annotation of a GenBank genome assembly
AUGAGUUUCUUUAAGCAAUCUUAUACUCAUUUCAAAAGAAUUGAUUUAUUUGGAAUUGAUGUGAGAUUAUUAGCUCAAGGCUAAUAAGCAUAUCGAACAAAUAUAGGAGCAUUUAUGACAUUAUUUCUAUUCAUGUUACUUGCAUAUUCAUGUAACUCCUUUAUUUUAGAAAUGAAUAAAGGAAAAAAUGCAAUUCUUAAUUAAAAAGAGUCUCCUCUACUCUAAAAUGAAGUAAAUAUAGUUUUAUAUCAUCUUUAGGGGUUUAGUUUUAACUCAUCAUAAUUUAUCUAUGCAAUUGGAAUAGUUGAUGAUUCUGGUUAAUACAUUCCUAAUGAAAACAACCGCAUCUUUUAGGUGAGUUUUUAUUAUUGCAAAAAAUCUUUAAUAGAAACUACUUGUGAAAGUUUUCCUGCUGUAAUUUGUGGUAGUCGCAUAUCAGAAGCAUCAAAAGUAUAGUAUUCUAUUAUCUAAUAGUAAAUGAAUGUUCCUGAAGACUACUAAUAUAUAACUUAUUGUCCUGAUGAUCAAUUUACAUAGACUUAUGAAGAAAUCAGAUUUUAAGGGUCUCAAAGAAUGGAUAACUUCACUUUUCUAGGUGCAUUCAUUUCAAAGUGUACAAACUCAACUGAAUCUUAAAGUAUUAUAUUUUAUAUAUAAGAUAGAUUGUGCAUCUGAAGAAGAGAUUACAACAUCUUUAUCGAAUGCCAAUUUAUUUUAUUCAUAUUCCUUUUAUUAAUUCAAUAAGGAAUUGGAUCUAUAUCCAUAUGAAAAAAUGCAAAACUUAGAUGUGACUCCUUGUUAUCCAAAUAUACGUAAAUAUAUCAAAGUCUUUUAUCAAUAUUCAAUAACUACUUCUGAAUAUAAUCCAUUUUAUUUCUUCCCUUCUACCAUUGAAUAAGAUGCUAUUGAAUAUUAAUAAACAACAAUUGAUACAUUCUUAGAUUAUCAUCAAGAUAAUACAUUUGCAUAAAUUGAAAUUAACUUGAAUGUUAAGAAAAGACUUAAUUAUGUAACAUAUCAAACUCUCAUGGAUGUGGCUGCUAAAAUUGGAGGUUUCUUUACAAUCCUUAGAGCACUCUUUGAAUUACUACUAUACCCAAUAUAAGUAAUUAUUUAUCGACUUUAUCUAAUUAAUUGUCUUAUUAAUCAGUAAUAGACAUUUACAACUUUAGAAAACUUAGAAUAAAAAGAAUUAUAAACUAAUUUUGCAAAAUUACGAAUAAAAGACUUAAUAAGAUAUACUAAAGCAAGAUCUACCUAUUUUAACUAUUUAAAAAAAGUAGAACAACUCUUAGAUAUUACUGAAGUUUUAUCUAAUCCUUUAAGAUUGACUCGUUAAGUUGAAGAUAUAUAAGGAUCUAUACGAAAAUUUGAUCCUGCAAAAAAAUAAAUGAAUGUAAGAGCUGUUUUAGAUGAAAUUAUUGCUAAUCAUGAUAUGAAUGAUAUCUAAAGUCCUAGAUCAGUUAAUCAAGAACUUAAACCUGUCAUAAAAUCAUAAAUAUAUUUAAGCAGACUUUAGCCAAAAUGA